This is a messenger RNA of Puccinia triticina, 1440 nucleotides long. RefSeq lists its product as uncharacterized. The coding region runs from base 1 to 1440 and encodes 479 amino acids. Gene Ontology annotation, molecular function: MAP kinase activity; ATP binding. The record is from RefSeq and is a predicted model, not a curated record. Gene Ontology annotation, cellular component: cytoplasm; nucleus. The transcript has 12 exons. NCBI's taxonomy places the organism in Eukaryota, Fungi, Basidiomycota, Pucciniomycetes, Pucciniales, Pucciniaceae. Gene Ontology annotation, biological process: intracellular signal transduction; protein phosphorylation.
AUGGUUGGCGCAGCUGUUCCCCGGAGACAUGCCUUCCCAGUCCUGAACGACCAAUUCUUUGUCGAUGAGGACUACGAAUUCGUCAAGGAAUUGGGCCAAGGUGCUUAUGGCAUCGUCUGUUCGGCGAAGAAUUCAAAAACUGGAAAAAGCGUGGCAAUCAAAAAAGUCACCAAAAUCUUCACAAAAAAGAUAUUGACUAAACGGGCGUUGAGAGAGCUCAAGUUAUUGCAUCAUUUCCGAGGCCACAAAAAUAUCACUUGUUUAUACGACAUGGAUAUCGUCAACUUUGAUUCAUUCAACGAGGUCUAUCUUUACGAAGAGCUGAUGGAAGCCGAUCUACAUGCCAUUAUUCGAUCAGGGCAACCAUUAACGGACGCGCAUUUCCAGUCGUUCAUUUACCAGACCCUAUGUGGCCUAAAAUAUAUCCAUUCGGCCUCGGUCCUGCAUCGGGAUUUGAAGCCAGGAAACUUGCUCGUCAAUGCGGAUUGCGAGCUGAAGAUAUGCGACUUCGGCUUGGCCCGCGGCUUCGAAACCGACCCGGCACUAGCCCAAGCAAACAACCAGGGCUUCAUGACCGAAUACGUGGCGACGCGAUGGUAUCGUGCUCCCGAGAUCAUGCUCAGUUUCCAAAACUAUACCACUGCCAUCGACAUGUGGUCCGUUGGCUGUAUCUUGGCAGAGUUGUUGGGCGGCAGGCCGAUUUUCAAAGGCCGAGAUUACGUCGAUCAAUUGAACCAGAUCCUCAACUAUCUGGGCACCCCAUCCGAGACGACCCUUCGAAGGGUAGGAUCACCACGUGCGCAAGAUUAUAUCCGCUCGUUACCAUACAAAGAGGGGGUGCCGUUUGCGGAGCUCUAUCCGGGGGCGAACCCGGAGGGCUUAGACCUGCUGAGCAAGCUGCUGGCAUUCGACCCGUCCGAGCGGAUCACGUGCAACCAAGCCCUGCGCCAUCCGUAUCUGAAGGUCUGGCACGACCCCGAGGACGAGAUCGACAUCAAGGAGAAGUUCGACUUCAGCUUCGAGUCCGAGGACUCCACCGAGGGCAUGAAACAGCUCAUCAUCAACGAGGUCGUCAGCUUCCGCCGAUCCGUCAGACCCAACCCCGUCCCCUCCGUCCCCACCCCCUCGGCGCCCCUCCCCCCCUCCGAACCGGCCCCCGCUGCAUCCGCCUUGGGCCCAGGCCCCGGGUCCAGUCCUGCAAGCCAAGCCAAAUCCUCGGGAUCUGAACACCACAAAGCGCUGCCGAUUCCCUCCCGCGAAGUCGUGAUGAGCUCGCCGACUAACACGGCUGCAGGGGCAGUCCCCGGGACGAGCGGGUCGACGGCGGCGCCGAAUGCGACGCCUGGCAAGGAGCCGGCCGAUGGCCCGGUCAUCAACAGUCCGGUCGACGACCAUCCCGCCCAAGACUUGGACGCCGAACUCGUCGCCCGUGAUUUCUAG